UAUAUAAAUAUUCUUGAGCCCACUUUCAUUGUCAUUUUCUAAGAAAAAUAUUCGAGAAAGACAGAAAAGGUGAGAUAGUUUUAUUCAGUGUAAUUGAAGUGAAAAAUGGCUUCUACCAUCAAGGUCGUUAAAGCCCGUCAGAUCUUCGAUAGCCGUGGAAAUCCCACCGUCGAAGUUGAUGUUAUACUCACAGAUGGAACCUUGGCUAGAGCUGCUGUGCCCAGUGGAGCCUCCACAGGUAUCUAUGAGGCUCUGGAAUUGAGAGAUGGAGGAUCAGAUUACCUCGGGAAGGGUGUCCUUAAGGCUGUGGAGAAUGUGAAUACAAUCAUUGCACCUGCUUUGGUUGGCAAGGACCCAACAGAGCAGGCCAAAAUUGACAACUAUAUGGUACAGCAACUUGAUGGAACUGUUAAUGAAUGGGGUUGGUGUAAGCAAAAGCUUGGAGCAAAUGCUAUACUGGCAGUGUCACUUGCUGUUUGUAAAGCAGGUGCUAUUGUGAACAAGAUUCCUCUUUACAAGCACAUUGCCAAACUUGCUGGAAACAAGACCUUAGUGCUUCCAGUUCCUGCAUUCAAUGUUAUUAAUGGAGGUUCCCAUGCUGGCAAUAAGCUGGCCAUGCAGGAAUUUAUGAUUCUCCCUGUUGGGGCAUCUUCUUUCAAAGAAGCUAUGAAGAUGGGUGUUGAAGUAUAUCAUCACCUGAAGGCUGUAAUUAAGAAGAAGUAUGGCCAAGAUGCCACAAAUGUUGGUGAUGAAGGUGGCUUUGCUCCAAAUAUUCAGGAAAACAAGGAGGGCCUUGAACUGUUGAAAACAGCUAUAGCAAAAGCUGGAUAUACUGGAAAGGUUGUAAUUGGGAUGGAUGUUGCUGCUUCGGAGUUCUAUGAUAACAAGGAUAAGACGUACGACUUGAACUUCAAGGAAGAGAACAAUGAUGGAUCUCAAAAGAUAUCAGGAGAUAGUUUGAAGAAUGUCUACAAGUCAUUUGUGUCUGAUUAUCCUAUCGUGUCUAUUGAAGAUCCAUUUGAUCAAGAUGAUUGGGAGCACUAUUCAAAGUUGACUGGUGAAAUCGGUGAGCAAGUGCAGAUUGUUGGUGAUGACCUCCUUGUCACAAAUCCAAAGCGAGUGGAGAAAGCAAUCAAGGAGAAGAGCUGCAGUGCCCUUCUGCUGAAGGUUAAUCAAAUUGGUUCUGUAACUGAAAGUAUUGAAGCUGUUAAAAUGUCUAAACGAGCUGGCUGGGGUGUCAUGGCAAGUCACAGGAGUGGUGAAACUGAGGAUACUUUCAUUGCAGACCUUUCAGUUGGGUUGGCAACGGGCCAGAUCAAGACCGGUGCUCCAUGCAGAUCUGAGCGCCUUGCUAAAUAUAACCAGCUUCUUAGGAUAGAAGAAGAGCUGGGAUCUGCGGCAAUUUAUGCUGGAUCAAAAUUCAGGGCACCAGUUGAACCUUACUGAUGUCGUUAAUGGAGUGAUGAAACAGUUUAUAAUAAGCCUCUUAUAUAAUUUUGGCAAAACCAGUCAAUUUACUUUACCAGUAGAUCUUUAAUGUAUGUUUAGUGAGGGUAAAAAACUAGUGAUGGGCGAACAAUGAGGGUUGUUUGUUUUGUUCUGUUUUAUCCUUUGGGAGAUGACGUUGGUUCAGUGACUUCAGUCUUAUUAUUAUUAAUGUUCAGAUGUCGAUUUCAGAGUGCCUUAUGCGUCA
Molecule: messenger RNA, 1693 nt
Organism: Ziziphus jujuba (common jujube)
Lineage: Eukaryota; Viridiplantae; Streptophyta; Magnoliopsida; Rosales; Rhamnaceae
Product: enolase
Exons: 17
Coding region: 106-1446 (446 amino acids)
Biological process (GO): glycolytic process
Cellular component (GO): phosphopyruvate hydratase complex
Molecular function (GO): phosphopyruvate hydratase activity; magnesium ion binding
Source: RefSeq, a predicted model, not a curated record